Lactuca virosa is the source of this 2613-nucleotide messenger RNA. The record is from the annotation of a GenBank genome assembly. NCBI's taxonomy places the organism in Eukaryota, Viridiplantae, Streptophyta, Magnoliopsida, Asterales, Asteraceae.
CUUAUGUCCAAGUAGUUUACCAUUUCAUUAUUUUGAUAAUGAGAAAGGUUUUGGGGCAAGAAGUAGUUGACGACGUUUCCAUCGUCUGAGUUUCGUAGUUGAACAUUCUUUCCAAUUGUACGGAGCAUAUCAUGGUGGCAAGAAAGUUCCUCGUUCACCACCAAGAUUCCAACUUCGACGUCGACUACGACACCGAAGAUGGUUUUGAAGUCUUCAAAUUCCAGUUGUUUUCCCUCACGGCAGUUCCUCCAGAUGAGCAAAAGAUACUCGGAGGUGACGACGAUCGAGUUAUUUCCGAUGACUCUGAUCUCAUUGCAAUAUCCGAUAAGCUUAGAUUGGUUUCAAUUAAAGACGAAAACCCUCAAUUGGGUUCUGAGAUAGUGAAAUCUGAUGAAGAACUAGCUCGAAUGUUGCAGGCAGAAGAAGAAGCGCUUAUGUUUCAACAGUUUGCUGUUAGUCAAGAUAGCAGGCAGUUUGAACAGAGAAUCAGGCCUUAUGUAGAUCAGGUUCUUCUGUAUGAAGACUCACGUCGCCAAGAGGCUGCAAGGAAGACAGUUCCUGUGGAGAAGCUUGAGGAGAAAGCACUAGUUGCUUUAGCUAAGGAGGGGAACUUCAAGCCAUCAAAAAGUGAGCUUGAUCAUGCAUUCCUACUGCAACUUCUUUUCUGGUUCAAACAGACAUUUAAGUGGGUAAAUUCACCUCCUUGUGAAAGUUGUGGCAAUGAAACUGUCAAUCAAGGAAUGGGUGCACCAAAUUCUUCAGAAACUGCAUAUGGAGCCUCUCGAGUUGAACUUUAUCGUUGUAGUUCAUGUUCAAGAAUCACCCGUUUUCCACGGUAUAAUGAUCCUAUAAAGCUUCUUGAAACAAAGAAGGGUCGAUGUGGGGAGUGGGCCAAUUGCUUCUCACUCUAUUGCCGAUCCUUUGGCUAUGAAACUCGUCUGAUAUUGGAUUUCACAGAUCACGUGUGGACAGAAUGCUAUUCAAUGGUUUUGGGAAGAUGGAUGCAUCUUGAUCCAUGUGAAGGAAUAUAUGAUACCCCUUUACUAUAUGAAAAAGGGUGGAACAAGAAAUUGAAUUAUACAAUUGCAAUUUCAAGAGAUGGAGUGUAUGAUGUCACUAAACGUUAUACAAGAAAGUGGCAUGAAGUUCUAUCACGUAGAAACCUAAUCACAGAGUCUUCUCUACCCAAUGUUUUAAAGAAUAUAACAAGAGAAUGUAGAAAGAACAUGAAAAUUACCAUUUCUACCCUUGAUGAACGUGACCAAAAUGAAGCAAAAGAGCUUGAAAAAAACCUACAUUCUCAAGAAAAUGACACCAUCUCAUUACCAGGGAGACUAAGUGGGGAUAAAGAAUGGAGAACAUUAAGAUCAGAACUCGGUUCCACUUCUUUAAGUUCAUCUUCUUGUCCAAUUAGAAAAAUUACAGAUGAUCAUGUUUCAAAGAUCUAUGAUGCAUUCUCUCCAUUUAUAUCUCGAUUGGUUGAAUUAUCUUCCAAACAUAAGGCGAUUGAAGCUCUUUGUUUUGUGAGAGGGGUUUUGGUUGAUCUCAAAAAGAGUUCUUUUAAAAGAAGGAGAGUUGUGAUUGAUUCAAAUGAGUUCUUUAUUCGGGAACUUUUGCCUUCUUUUGAAAUGAUGCUUGAUGCUCUUUCUUUGAAAAGUAAUGUGGAAGAAAAUGGAAGAAAAGUUGAAAUUUGUUUAAGGGAUGAUCCUGUGAGAACAUCGAUUGCAUUGCCUGUUGUUUUUCAUGCACUUGAUGAUGUGGUUUAUAAUAUAAAAAAAUGUGAUGAGUUUAUAAAAUCUUCGGUUUCUUGGCCUUUAGUGAAGGUGAAUAGAAUAUGUUGUGGGUCUGUUCUUGCUAGUGGAGAGGAGCUACCUUUUGGAAUUGCGACAUCUGCAUUUGAUGGAACCCGUUUGUCUAAAUGGGAAGAACCAAAUGGAGCAAAAGGGUGUUGGUUAAUAUACAAAGCAAAAGAUGCUGAGGUCUAUGAACUGUGCUCAUAUGAAUUCAUGUCAGCCAACGAUGCUCCAGAAAGAGAUCCAAGGGACUGGGUAAUUGAAGGUAGUGAUGAUGGAGGUGGCAGCUGGCGUAUUUUGGAUGAACAAACUUCUCAGAUGUUUGACAACCGUUUCCAGCGAAAAGCAUAUAAGGUCAAGCUGCAAGGAUUCUUUACAAAUGUAUUCAGGUUACGGUUUCUAGCAGUUCGUGAUGGACAAACGAAUUCACGGUUCCAAAUAGGAAGCAUCGACUUAUUCGCAAGUGGAAAUGUGAAAUGUCUGGUUCAGAACCCUUAUUGUGAUUUUCGAGAGGCGGACCCCACUGAUUAUGAGCUACUAGCCAUGAAAACUCAGGUUGAGCCAGAGCAAACGAAGGCGGACAUGCAAGCGCAGUCGGCGGAGUUGAAGGCACGGAUUGAUGUGAUGAAGAGGAUUAUGAUGGUGGUGUUGGUGUUGGUGGUUGGAAUGGCAGUAGGGUUUGGGGUUAUUGGUGUUGGGUGGAUGUAGAUGUAUGGGUAAAAGAUGGGUGUGGUUAAACACACCCAUUUAAAAAGUUAGUGACACAAUUAUUACCUAUGGGAACACUAAAAUCCAUGAAAUACAUUUACGUUUAUGGUCU